Messenger RNA from Jaminaea rosea, 1435 nucleotides. RefSeq lists its product as hypothetical. NCBI's taxonomy places the organism in Eukaryota, Fungi, Basidiomycota, Exobasidiomycetes, Microstromatales. The transcript has 2 exons. Bases 7 to 1230 code for a protein of 407 amino acids. The record is from RefSeq and is a predicted model, not a curated record.
CCAACCAUGAUCGGCGUCGCUCUCACAUCGAGUGCGCGCUCACUACGUACCACACGAUCGCUGGGUUCCCUGCGAGCGGCCGUGGCCUCACCUUCUGCCAGCUCGGUGCCGCCUCUUCCCACUCGCUCCCUUGUCUCGACCGUCCUCCUCACCCGCGAGACCUAUGACAAGAGGAACGUAACGCAGCUCAAGGACGAGUGCAAGCAGAGGGGUCUGACCACUGGUGGAAGGAGAGCAGACAUCGUCGCUCGCCUGCUGAACGAUGAUGCGAGGCAGAACGGGUCUGGCCUGCGCGAGGAGCCGGUACCGGCCAAGGCAAAGGCGCACAGGAGGACAAAUUCAUCCCUCGCCUCCUUGCGUGGUGGCGAUGCCAAGGCGCAGUCGUCCAAGGGGAGCGCAAAGUCUUCUCCAUCAUCAACUCCCUCUCCAAAUGACUCCAACUCCACGGCACGCCACCCCGUUGGCCCGUCUCACACAGUCACAGGUGAGGGUGCCUCAAUUCCGCAGCCUGAAAACAUCAAGCCGGGUCAGGUAGCCCAUGCCGGCCAGCCACUGGGACAGGGCCAACCUGCCAUCUCGACAAAGGAGAAGAUGGACCCGGAUUCCAACCCUCCUGGUGUACCCCCACAGAAGGAGCCUUCUCACCAUCCGACGACUUUCAAGGUUGAAGUGCCCGUUGAGAUGGUCAAGGAGGAGCAUGGCCCCGAGAUUCCCAUCGUAACCAUGUACACCCGCCGUGAAGAGGAAGUGCCUGCCCCUCGAGGCCCGAAGCUGGUUACCGCCUCGGACACCUCGGAUGUCAGCCAUGCCUUUGACGCCACUCAUCACGAGGGAUCUGCGCCCAAUGCCGCUGCCCAAGCAAUCGAGUCAGCCGCACGUAGCUUCAAGGCCGAUGCGGGACUGAAAGGCAGCACGCUCGGCCCUCAGGUCUCCAGCGUUCUCAAGGCUACGGGAUUGGCGGAAGUGGGGCAGAAGGCUAGUGAGGCAGCAGCUGCUGUCGUGGAAGAUGCGAGCAAGGUGUUUGGGCAGGUCAAGGCCGCGGCGAGCAGCGAGGGUGGUGUUGGGGCUGGGUCGUUUGCGGGUAGCGGUGCAGGCGCUGGAUCGGCCAAGAGGCCUUUGAAUGCAGACGAGAAGAGGGGUGUGUAUGCUCUGGGCGCCAUCCUCUUUGGUGGGCUCUUCGCAGGCUCGUUGGGUGCGCCGGCGAAAAAGAAGGGCGGGGAGCAUCAUUAAGAGACAAAGGAUACGAAGCCCGCGUGACGAAUCACAGCGACGAGCACAGCAAUGACCCAACAUCGUAACAUGACAUUUACAUUGCUCCUGAAGCCAUCGAGAUGUACAAGAGCCAGGUGACCGGCAGGACCAUAUCCCCACCGAGGUGGGGAGGUAGGCAGCGAGCCAGUCUAAGUAAAGCCCUCCCAGAGUGAACUCAUUCUUC